Molecule: messenger RNA, 4972 nt
Organism: Lethenteron reissneri (Far Eastern brook lamprey)
Lineage: Eukaryota; Metazoa; Chordata; Hyperoartia; Petromyzontiformes; Petromyzontidae
Product: metabotropic glutamate receptor 8-like
Biological process (GO): G protein-coupled receptor signaling pathway
Cellular component (GO): membrane
Molecular function (GO): G protein-coupled receptor activity
Source: RefSeq, a predicted model, not a curated record
UUGGUGCCUGUGCGUGCGUGCGUGCUUCUGUUGUGGAGCCAGACUCGUUGUGUGUGUCUCUCUCAUACGCACAGCAGGCUUAUGAAGUCGUAGUUAUAUGUGGGGGUGUGUGUGUGUGGAGUUUUCCCGCUAUGUCGGUGAUGAUUACCGGUGUCUCGUGGCACGUGGAGUCUCUCUGAAGCGUUCGUAGUUUUAAAUCUCGCGGAGUUAAGCUGCCCAUUUCUCAUCGAGCCCAUCGAAGUCAUAGUCCCCGUUAAAUGUUUCAAUAUCCUCGCGUCUCGUCGAGUCACAGCCUCUCUCCUGGAGUCGUACGAUUUACCUGCGACUCAAAUAGCCUCCCGUCGAUUCAUAGCGCAGCAUCCUCGCUCAGCAUAACAUCAAGUAUCGUGUCACAGUCCGCGUAUACACAGCACGCAACACACCACACACACUCAUCCCCUGCCUCUCUCCCUCUGCAACAUAUUGAUCAGCCACCGGGCACCGCGCUUGCUGGAGCAUCUGUGGGAUUAUGCUGCAUGUCCCCUUCACAAGCGCAAGUCGUCUCUCGCUCCUCUCCAGGGAAUUACUCGCGCCUGGGACGCGGUGGACAACCUGAGGUCUCAUAACCUCGUCCCCCGGGGGAGAGCCGCUCGCAAGCGUCCUCGCCGGGCAGGGUGUCCGUCUGCGGCUUAAGCCGACCAGCAGGUCGAGACAAUUUGGGAUCAUCAUCCUCUUGACAACAAGAACACUUCAUCCGCGGAGGGAUCGGGCACUGUAAUAAAAAAAAAAUCGCUUCAUGAAAUAAAAAAUAUAUUAAAAGAGGAAAAGGAAAUCGUUUGUAUAAAAGAAGUAAAGUGCGGGUAGUGGUGCUGGCGAGACCGGGAGGCUAUUACAUCCCUGAUAUCAUCGCCUCGUGUGGAUCAAGUGCUAAGCUCGGCCGAUUCCCCCGUGAGCAGCACCUAAGCCACCGCGGACACUCACGUGCUGAUUAAGUACUUCGGAGUGGCCCUUUGCGAAGCCACUGAUGAAACUUUAUUUUUCAUCUCCCUGCCGCUUUGUGGGGGGCGAGCCAUUUACCGGCGAGGACCUGAGGAUGAGUUCAUCGAGCGGCGGUCAGAACAUCCGGCGGCGUCCCGUGCGCAUCUCCCCACCACUUCCAUCUCCGCCUGCGCCGCUUCCAUCGCCGCGCCUGCAGCCGCCACCGCCGUUGCUGCUGGCGGCGGUGGUGGUGGUGGCGGCGGCCGCGCUGGCGUCGCUGGGUGACGCUCAGGAAAUGGUCUCCUACUCCCGCUCCAUCCGCAUCGAGGGCAACGUCUCCAUCGGCGGGCUCUUCCCCGUGCACGCGCGCGGGCCGGGCGGCCUGUCGCCGUGCGGAGACAUCAAGAAGGAGAAGGGCGUCCAGCGGCUGGAGGCCAUGCUGUACGCGCUGGACCGCAUCAACGCCGACCCUGAGAUCCUGCCCAACGUGACGCUGGGCGCGCGCGUGCUCGACACGUGCUCGCGCGACACGCACGCCCUCGAGCAGUCGCUCACCUUCGUGCAGGCGCUCCUCGAGAGGGACUCGUCCGACGUGCGCUGCACCAACGGCGACCCGGUGACGUUCGCCAAGCCGGAGCGCAUCGCCGGCGUGGUGGGAGCGGCCGCCAGCCCCGUCUCCAUCAUGGUGGCCAACAUGCUGCGCCUCUUCCAGAUCCCGCAGAUCAGCUACGCGUCGGCGGCCCCGGAGCUGAGCGACUCGACGCGCUACGACUUCUUCUCGCGCGUCGUGCCGGCCGACACGGCCCAGGCGCGCGCGCUGCUCGACGUGGCGCGCUCCCUGCACUGGAGCUUCGUCUCGACGCUCGCCUCCGAGGGCAGCUACGGCGAGAGCUCCGCCGAAGCCUUCGUCCAAGCCGCCAAGGAGAACGGUGGAGUGUGCAUCGCCCAGUCGAUGAAGAUAGCAAGAGACUCCAAGCCACGGGACUUUGACAAGAUCAUCCGCCGUCUGCUGGAAACAUCAGCUGCCCGUGCCGUCGUUAUUUUCGCCAACGAAGAGGACGUUAGACGCGUCCUGGGAGCGGCGCGCAGGGCAAACCAAACGGAGCACUUUCUGUGGCUUGGCUCGGACAGCUGGGGAGUCAAGUUGGGCCCUGCACUGAACCAGCAGGAAGUGGCAGACGGUGCCAUCACCAUCUACCCGCAAAGCGAGACUGUCCCAGGGUUUGAUACAUACUUCCGCAGUCGCAAGCUGGAAAACAACCGUAGGAAUGUGUGGUUCGCGGAAUUCUGGGAGGAGAACUUCCAGUGCAAACUUGGGAAGCUGAACACCAAACAAGAACUCAGCAGCAGAAAGUGCACAGGCGAGGAGCGCAUUGGGGUGGACGCCCCGUACGAGCAGGAGGGGAAGGUGCCGUUCGUGAUCGACGCGGUGUACGCCAUGGCGCACGCUCUGCACAGCAUGCACCAGGAGCUGUGCCCGGACGCCGUGGGGCUCUGCCCGCGCAUGAACCCCGUCAACGGGCAGGAGCUGCUGCGCUACAUUCGCAAGGUCAACUUCACAGGCAGCACCGGCAAGCCGGUGACGUUCAACGAUAACGGAGAUGCCCCCGGACGGUACAACGUGUACCAGUACCAGGCGAGCAACGCCCUGAACUCCGGCUUCCAGCUCGUUGGGCAGUGGCACAGGAAACUGCAGAUGAAUAUGAACGCGCUGCAGUGGGCGCGCGCCCCCCACGAGCCGCCGCCCGCGUCCGAGUGCAGCGUGCAGUGCGAGCCGGGCGAGAGGCGCCGGCAGCUCAAGGGCAUCCCGUGCUGCUGGAGCUGCGAGCGUUGCGAGGGCUACACCUACCUGCACAAGGACUUCACCUGCAAGCUGUGCCCCUACCACCAGCGGCCCGACGCCAACCACACGGCCUGCUACCCCUUCCCGACCGUCAAGCUCGAGUGGCACUCGCCCUGGGCGGCAGUGCCCCUCUUCGUCGCCGUGCUGGGCAUCCUGGCGACGUCGUUCGUGGCGGCGACGUUCGCCCGCUUCAACGACACGCCCAUCGUGCGCGCGUCCGGCCGCGAGCUCAGCUACACGCUGCUCACGGGCAUCUUCUUGUGCUACGUGGUCACGUUCCUGAUGAUCGCCGCACCGAGCGUGGCGCUUUGCACCCUGCGGCGCCUCUUCCUCGGCCUGGGAAUGUGCAUCAGCUACGCGGCGCUGCUCACCAAGACCAACCGCAUCCACCGCAUCUUCGAGCAGGGCAAGAAGUCGGUAGCGCCGCCGCGCUUUAUCAGCCCCGCGUCGCAGCUCGUCAUCGCGUUCAGCCUCAUCUCGGUGCAGCUCUUGGGUGUGUUCGUGUGGUUCGGUGCCAACCCACCGCAGGUGUUCAUCAACGAACAGCGCACGAUUGACCCCAGGGAGGCCCACUGGGUGCUCCAGUGCGACAUCUCGGACCUGGCGCUCAUCUGCUCGCUGGGCUACAGCAUCCUGCUCAUGGUCACGUGCACCGUCUACGCCAUCAAGACCCGCGGCGUGCCCGAGGGGUUCAACGAGGCGAAGCCCAUCGGCUUCACCAUGUACACCACCUGCAUCAUCUGGCUCAUCUUCAUCCCCAUCUUCUUUGGCACGUCGCAGUCCGUCAACAAGCUGGGCAUCCAGACGACCACGCUCACCAUCGCCAUGAGCCUCAGCGCCUCCGUUUCGCUGGGGAUGCUCUUCUGCCCCAAGGUGUACAUCGUGCUCCUGAGGCCGGAGCUCAACGUGCAGAAGCGCAAGCGCAGCUUCAAAGCCGUCGUGACGGCCGCCUCCGCCACCCAGAAGCUGUCGCACAAGGCGAGCGAGAGACCCAACGGCCAGGCGACGACGGAGCUGUACGAGAACACGGCUGACACUGCUGCUGUGGCACCGGCGAAGAAACCAACGACGUACAUUAAUUACAGCAACCACACCGGAUAACGAGAUGGGAUUGUACAUCUCUGCGCAGCCACGGGGGCCCCCCCUCCAAAAGUAUGCUGUUUGCAAUCUGCGACCGGCCCGAUCGGCUGGUCUCCAAUCUGCAGCACAGCAGGCCACUGUGCCAUGCAAAAAAAAAGUAAAUGUAUAAAUAGGAAAAAGAGAGAGGAGUGGAAAGCGACUGCAAGAAAAGAAAAAAAGAAACGGAAUGAUGGAAAAGACCAAUUUGUACUGAUGAAAUGCCUUGACUUUUUUUUAUGAAAGUAAAGACUUACCCACGUGCGUGUAUAUGUAUAGGUAUGUGUGUAUAUUUAUGUAUAAACACAUACAUGUCAUGUAUACAUGCUCUAUAUAUGGUUUUGUUCGGUUAUUGAGAAUGUUGCGUGAUGCCUGAUAUGGUUUAAAAUGAUACGUUAGGAAAAAAACGAUUUAAAAAGAAUUUAAAGUUACAUGAAACAAAGGCCUUGAUGAAUUAAUAUCCAGAUUGUCAACAACUUUUUUCAAAAAUGUAUCAUAGCAGAACAAAAAAAAGCAUUCCCUUUUUUAUUAUUAGAUCAUGUAAAGCGGAGGUUUAGUUUCAAGUUCAACUUAUGUCUCCAAAGUGGCAAGACAACUAUGAACAGGGCAGAACGAUAAGGAUAACAAAAAAAAAGAUUUUGAAGAUAACCAAUCGUUAAUCAUCCUAAAGAAGGCAUUUCAAUAUCUUUUUGAAAAAAAAAGUUACCUGAUAAUCAUAUUUUUUUCACGAAAAAAAAUCAAGGUCUGCUGUCCUUUGUUAUUAUUGCCUGCUUUUGUUAACUUGGGCGCAACUGAUAGUGUUAAAUUGUGACCAUCCUGCUUGAAGAUGCUGUCUGUUUCAAUCUUGUGGUUUUACAUGUGGAUUGCUUAUUGGGCACUGACGGUUUUUUGUCAUUUGCCUUUGAAAGUGUUUGUCGGAGGCAUGCGUCCAUUCAACCUUUGCCACCACCCCAUUAUCGGCCCUCCUCCCCCAGACCCGUUGCAAUCUCUGCCCCCUCUUUCACCCCCCCCCUCCCCCCCGAGACCCAACUCCCUUAUUUUCAUGCCUCAUUAUGG